Messenger RNA from Orbilia oligospora ATCC 24927, 294 nucleotides. RefSeq lists its product as uncharacterized. The transcript is spliced from 2 exons. NCBI's taxonomy places the organism in Eukaryota, Fungi, Ascomycota, Orbiliomycetes, Orbiliales, Orbiliaceae. Bases 1 to 294 code for a protein of 97 amino acids. The record is from RefSeq and is a predicted model, not a curated record.
AUGAAGGGUGCGACGCAGAGGAAGUGGUUACACAGUAUCCCAAAAAGAUCAUCAACAAUAACAGGCGGCUGGACGAACGGUGGAAGAAUAAAUAUUACAUUUAGGAAGGGUAUGGAAAUUGCCUGCACAGGUAAUUACUAUAGAUAUAAUGUCGGGAAUGGGCCGGUGUAUCGAUGGGAUGAAAGAAAAGCGGAGAUGGUGGUAUAUGAAGGCGAGGGGAAAGGCGAUGAAGGUUCUAGCGUUGUUGCUUCUGGGAGUGGUAUAGUAAGGGAUAAGAUUAAAGACGAUGAAUGA